Molecule: messenger RNA, 993 nt
Organism: Colletotrichum orchidophilum
Lineage: Eukaryota; Fungi; Ascomycota; Sordariomycetes; Glomerellales; Glomerellaceae
Product: prenyltransferase and squalene oxidase
Exons: 2
Coding region: 1-993 (330 amino acids)
Biological process (GO): protein geranylgeranylation
Cellular component (GO): Rab-protein geranylgeranyltransferase complex
Molecular function (GO): Rab geranylgeranyltransferase activity
Source: RefSeq, a predicted model, not a curated record
AUGGCGGCCCAAUUUGAGAGUCUACCAGAUGAGCUCAAGCUGGCAACAGCGGCUCAUGUGAAAUACGUCCAAAGUCUAGAUACCCGCAAAGACGAGUACGACUACUGGUUGACGGAGCACCUGCGCCUCAACGGUCUCUACUGGGGCCUUGUUGCACUACACCUACUCGGACAUCCUGAAGCCCUUCCCCGCGCUGAAACGAUUGAUUUUGUUCUCUCAUGUCAACAUGAGAACGGAGGCUUCGGUGCUGCGCCUGGCCACGACGCCCAUAUGCUUUACACAGUUAGUGCUGUACAGAUCAUAGUCAUGAUCGAUGCCCUGGACGAUCUGGAGUCUCGAGGCAAGGGGAAGGCGCAAGUAGGCAAGUUCAUCGCAGAUCUCCAGAACCGUGACAGCGGUACGUUUGCUGGCGACGAAUGGGGCGAGGAGGACACCCGCUUCCUUUAUGGCGCACUGAAUGCCCUCUCUCUCCUGGGUCUCUUAUCGCUCGUGGACGUCGACAAAGCCGUAGAGCAUAUUGUCGCCUGCACCAACUUUGACGGCGGGUAUGGGGUGAGCCCCGGCGACGAGUCGCAUUCCGGGCAGAUCUUCACCUGCGUCGCGGCGCUCGCUAUCGCGGGGCGGCUGGAUCUCGUCGAGACUGACAAACUUGGGCGGUGGCUCAGCGAGCGGCAGGUCGCGGCGGGCGGUCUCAACGGACGGCCGGAGAAGGACGAGGAUGUGUGCUACAGUUGGUGGGUGUUGAGCAGCUUGGAGAUUAUUGGGCGCACGCACUGGAUUGAUCGGCAGAAGCUUAUUGCUUUCAUUUUGAGGUGUCAGGAUCAGGAGCUGGGAGGUAUCUCGGACCGGCCUGGCAAUACAGUCGAUGUGUGGCAUACGUGCUUUGGUAUGACGGGCCUCAGCCUGCUUGGGUACCCGGGGACGGUGGCGGUGGAUCCGGUAUACUGCAUGCCCAAGCCGACGAUUGACAGAGUGCUGGGUAGGAAGCCGUAA